Paraglomus brasilianum is the source of this 1380-nucleotide messenger RNA. NCBI's taxonomy places the organism in Eukaryota, Fungi, Glomeromycota, Glomeromycetes, Paraglomerales, Paraglomeraceae. The record is from the annotation of a GenBank genome assembly.
AUGUCGAAACGACGUCAAAAAGAUCUUGAUGUUGAUCGAACAACUACAACCAAAGCCCCAUUUGGAGCAGCAAACAGACUGGAUCCAGAACCAAUGGAUGAGGAUAUGGGUGAAUUUGAAGAUCCAUGGGAAGAUGAACUAGAAAGUGAGGAAGAAGACAGCGGAGAUGAAGAAAUCAUAGAAGAUGGUGAAGAUGAAGAAAUCAUAGAAGAUGGUGAAGAUGAAGUUAUGGAGAAUGAAAUGUCUCUCACUGACAGUAAACCUGCAAACAGGCCCCGUGUAUAUCUCCCUGGUUAUGGGUUGGGUGAAGGCGAGGUUCUUGAACCAGACGAAUCAGCGUAUGACAUGUUACAUAGACUCAAUGUCAAGUGGCCUUGCCUUAGCUUCGACAUAAUAUCCGAUCAGCUAGGCGACAACAGGAUGAGCUAUCCGGCGACAGCGUAUAUGGUCGCUGGUACUCAAGCAGAUAAGCCAAAGAAUAAUGAGUUAAUGGUUAUGAAAUUGACACAGUUACAUAAGACGCAUAAAAAAGAUGACCCCGUAUUAGAGCAUCGGAGUAUCAAGCUUCGUGGUGGUGUAAAUCGUGUCAGAGUUACUCCACAACGCAAUCUCCAGUUCUGCGCUGCAUGGUUGGAAACCGGCAAAGUUCAUAUCUGGGAUUUGACUCUGCACAUAAAGUCUCUCGACACGCCAGGUUACACAACCCCCAAAGCAGCCCAAACCCCCACACACACGGUUGACUGUCAUUCCACUGAAGGAUAUGCUCUCGAUUGGUCUCCGUUAUCGCCUGGGAAACUUCUCUCAGGAGACAACCAUACACACAUAUACUUGACCACAAAGACAGAGUCUGGAUUUACGACCGAUCAAAUACCGUGUAUUGGUCAUGAAUCUAGUGUCGAGGAUAUACAAUGGUCUCCGAAUGAGAAGAACGUGUUUUGUAGUGCGAGUGCUGACAAGACUGUUAAAAUAUGGGAUUUGCGAGGUCAAAGAAAACCAUCGUUAAGUGUUAAGGCACAUGAGACUGACGUCAACGUUAUUUCAUGGAACAAAUCUACCACAGCUGCUCCCACCCCAGUAGCUUCAUUCAAAUGGCAUAGUGCUCCAGUGACCUCAGUGGAAUGGCAUCCUACUGAAGAGUCUGUAAUAGCUGUAUCAGGAGCAGAUGAUCAGAUUUCAAUAUGGGAUUUAUCUGUUGAAGAGGACAAUGAAGAGAGUAGAAUUAUCCGAGAUGAGAGUGGAAGCAGAAUACCUAGUCAGCUUCUAUUUAUACAUCAAGGCCAAACUGACAUCAAAGAACUACAUUGGCAUCCCCAAUUCUCAGGAAUGCUAAUAUCGACAGCUGCAUCUGGAUUUCAUGUAUUCAAGACUGUCUCUGAAUAA